Molecule: messenger RNA, 456 nt
Organism: Ogataea philodendri
Lineage: Eukaryota; Fungi; Ascomycota; Pichiomycetes; Pichiales; Pichiaceae
Exons: 1
Coding region: 1-456 (151 amino acids)
Source: RefSeq, a predicted model, not a curated record
AUGAACGUGGUGUUGUGGUGGCACACCAAGGCAAAAGAGAUGACACUGAUGCUCUGGAAAAUGUUUGGCUUGAAGAACCAGCCGGAUCCGGAGAUGGAACCUUUAAGAUCGUCGUCCAUGGCGGGUCCGCGAAACACCACAAUCGACAGGAUCACGCUCAUGCUGGCCAGCGCAAUCCCACUGGCCUUGGCCAGCUUCGAGAUGUCUCUUGUGAGCGACAGCGGGAACGAGACGCACGUGAUACAGAUCACGAUCAGCGUGUUGCGCGACAAGAGAAAGUCCACUGCGGACGACGAGGCCACCUGGCUGCUAAACAGCGAGCGCAGCACGUGCGGAAUGGUAUCACCGAUGAUCACAGCAAACCCAAUGUUGCCACCAAACCCAAAUAGUCCCUGGGCGAGCAAAAUCGCAACUUUCCCCAGAUCUCCCAAUGCAUGGCUAACAAAAGCGGUAUAA